This is a messenger RNA of Cladocopium goreaui, 1064 nucleotides long. The record is from the annotation of a GenBank genome assembly. Lineage: Eukaryota; Dinophyceae; Suessiales; Symbiodiniaceae.
UGUGGGCGGAAACGUUGGGCCCAGCGAUCGCUUUUUUUUGAAAACGCCAGCGCCAGUGUGCAGCCAUGGGCCUUAAGAAGAACGAAAAUGAUGGUCCUAUUUGUACUUUUGUGAAGGGUGGCCUUACAGGAUUUAUUGAAGCGAUCAUUUGCUACCCCACCGAGUUUGUCAAGACACAGCUGCAGCUGCAGUCCAAGUCCAACCCUGAAUACAGCGGCAUGUUGGACUGUGCCCGGAAGACCGUGGCGCAGCACGGGCCGCAGGGCUUGUAUCGCGGUGCCCUGCCGUUGAUCCUGGGCUCGAGUGGGAAGCAGGCGGCACGGUGGACGGGAUAUGAAACCGCCGCCAACGCCAUGAAGGAUGAUCAGGGCAAGUUGACCAUCCCCAAGCGCAUGUUGGCGGGCGCCUGCGGCGGCGUCUCCGAAGCCAUCCUGGCGGUGACGCCCAUCGAGACGCUGAAGACCCGGGUCACGGACGACGUGCGCCGCGGGACCAAGAACUACACGGGGUCCUUCGAUGCCGUGGUGAAGAUCCUCAAAAGCGAAGGGCCAGCUGGGUUGUACAUGGGCUUGGUGCCCACCAUCGCCAAGCAAGCCACCAACCAAGCAGUUCGAUUUCCGGUGCAGUUCUAUGCCAAGCAGUUCUUGACCGGUGGGGACAAGAGCUUGGAAACCAACCCCAUCUACAACGGACUCGCGGGCGCCUUCGCGGGAGCCGUCUCCGUUCUUGCGACCAUGCCGCAGGAUACGGUGAAGACACGAAUGCAAGGUGAAGAGGCCAAGAAGCUCUACAAGAGUACCACAGAUUGCGCAAUGCAAAUCUUGAAGAAAGAAGGACCCAUGUUUUUCUACUCGGGCACCUGGCCUCGUAUGAUUCGAGUUUCCCUGGAUGUGGGCAUUACCUUUGCCAUCUUCCCGAUCCUGGGUAAAAUCAUCAGCUUCCCCUACUGAGCUGUCAGCUUCUCGCAGCCCCCCGCAGCGGCUGAGAUUGAAAGGAGCAGCGAUUGGUCAAGGGUGAGAGAGCCAGAAGGGGGAACAGAUAUACUCAGGCUCCAUGAAUUUGGU